Cladophialophora psammophila CBS 110553 is the source of this 1296-nucleotide messenger RNA. RefSeq lists its product as uncharacterized. The record is from RefSeq and is a predicted model, not a curated record. Gene Ontology annotation, molecular function: sphingosine N-acyltransferase activity. Gene Ontology annotation, cellular component: membrane. The transcript has 3 exons. NCBI's taxonomy places the organism in Eukaryota, Fungi, Ascomycota, Eurotiomycetes, Chaetothyriales, Herpotrichiellaceae. Bases 1 to 1296 code for a protein of 431 amino acids. Gene Ontology annotation, biological process: ceramide biosynthetic process.
AUGGCUCGUCCACGGCGAACGUCAAGCAACCUUGGAGGUGAUCCCCGGGGAGACACCAGCGCACCUGCACUCGCUACCAUGGCAGCGCGCCCAACUUCUGCAAACGAAAAAGACGCAAAACCCCAUUCGAAGAGACGGAAAGCAAGGUCGGCCUUUCACAAAUGGAAGCAAAUAUCCUUGCGGCACACCUGGCUAAACCCGCUCAUCCUCACCGUUGCGAUACUCGUUGCCUACUACAUCAAUCCCGGAGAGCAGAACCCUUUUCACAAGGCGAUUUUCUUAUCCUACAAUCUCGGGCCUGAUUAUCUCGGCGGACCUGACAUGUAUGGCAAGGGGAAAGCAGACAUUGCCUUUGUGGCCUUUUACACGAUCGUCCUGAGCUUUACCAGAGAAUUUUUAAUGCAGAGAUUGAUCCGUCCCAUUGCCAUCAGAUGUGGCAUCAAAAAGAGAGCGAAGCAGUCACGCUUUAUGGAACAAGUCUACACGGCCAUCUACUUUGGCAUUUUUGGUCCGUUUGGCCUUUAUGUCAUGUCCAAGGGGACCCUUUGGUACUUCAAUACUACGGCCAUGUUCGAAGGGUUCCCUCAUCGAAAGCAUGAGGGUGUGUUCAAGGCAUACUACUUGUUGCAGGCGGCCUACUGGGCUCAGCAAGCCCUCGUCCUCAUGCUGCAACUGGAAAAGCCUCGAAAGGACUUCAGAGAGUUGGUCUUUCACCACAUUGUCACCCUCUCCCUCAUUGCGUUGAGCUACCGCUUUCAUUUCGCUAAAAUGGGCAUUGCUGUCUACAUCACCCAUGACAUCAGCGAUUUCUUCCUCGCGACUUCCAAGACCCUCAAUUAUCUAGAUUCGAUCAUCGUAGGACCCUAUUACUUUCUAUUUAUGUGCGUUUGGAUUUACCUUCGCCACUGGAUCAACCUGCGCAUUUUGUGGGCAACCCUCACCGAAUUCCGGACCGUGGGACCUUACGAGCUGGACUGGGAGACUCAGCAAUACAAAUGCUGGAUUAGCCAGAUCAUCACAUUUGCCCUUCUCGCAUCCCUUCAAGCCGUAAACCUCUUCUGGCUGUUCCUGAUCCUCCGCAUCGCCAAGAACUUUGUCUUCUCGAAUGUCCGGGCUGAUGAACGAAGUGAAGACGAGGAUGAGGAUGAGGAGAUCGAAGAUGCGCCAAGUGAAGGAAAGAAGGCCUCAGAAAAUGGCAAAAUCGCUGGAGGCAAACCAGUUGUUCUCGUCAAUGGCGAGCCUGUGGAAAACGUGUCCAAAUCAGACGGAGUACGCGAACGGAAGAGGAAGAGCUGA